AAAUUUAAAAUAUCUUAAUCACCAUCUUCUUUUUAUCUUCAUCUCUAGCGAUCAGUUCUCCCAGAUUAUUGUACUGGUGAAGUUUAUAGCGUUUGAGGCAGAAAAUGAGGAUUGAAUCGGACACUGAUGGAGUAUCGGCUUCCAGGAAUCAUUUGGUCUUUGCUUAUUAUGUCACUGGCCAUGGCUUUGGUCAUGCCACUCGUGUAGUUGAGGUGGUGCGUCAUCUAAUAAUGGCCGGGCAUGACGUGCAUGUGGUAACUGGUGCUCCUGAGUUUGUUUUCACUUCUGAAGUUCAAUCCCCUCGCCUAUUCCUUCGCAAGGUUCUGUUAGACUGUGGAGCGGUUCAGGCAGAUGCAUUGACCGUGGAUCGUCUUGCUUCCUUGGAAAAGUAUUCACAGACAGCUGUGGUACCUCGGGCUUCCAUUUUGGCAACAGAAGUGGAGUGGCUGAACUCUAUUAAAGCUGACUUAGUGGUCUCCGAUGUUGUUCCAGUUGCAUGCCGUGCAGCAGCUGAUGCCGGAAUUCGCUCUGUUUGCGUCACCAACUUUAGUUGGGACUUCAUCUAUGCAGAGUACGUCAUGGCUGCUGGACAUCAUCAUCGGUCAAUAGUUUGGCAGAUAGCAGAAGAUUAUUCUCACUGUGAAUUUUUGAUCCGCCUGCCUGGAUACUGCCCAAUGCCUGCUUUUCGGGAUGUUAUUGAUGUUCCCCUGGUUGUUAGAAGAUUGCACAAAUCCCGCAAGGAGGUGAGGAAGGAACAAGGCAUUGAGGAGGAAGUGAAGCUAGCUAUUCUGAACUUCGGUGGGCAGCCAGCAGGCUGGAAGUUAAAGGAGGAAUUUUUACCUCCUGGUUGGCUGUGCCUGGUCUGUGGUGCAUCUGACACUCAGGAGCUUCCUCCAAAUUUUAUAAAGCUGGCAAAAGAUGCAUAUACACCUGAUCUUAUAGCAGCAUCUGACUGUAUGCUUGGAAAAAUUGGUUAUGGCACUGUGAGUGAGGCCCUGGCAUACAAGCUACCUUUUGUUUUUGUUCGCCGAGAUUAUUUCAAUGAAGAACCUUUCUUAAGAAAUAUGCUUGAGUUUUACCAAGGAGGUGUUGAGAUGAUUAGAAGGGAUUUACUUACUGGCCAUUGGGCACCUUAUCUUGAACGUGCAAUUACUUUGAGACCAUGCUAUGAAGCAGGCAUCAAUGGUGGUGAGGUGGCGGCUCACAUAUUGCAGGAGACAGCUUUUGGUAAAAAUUAUGCGUCUGAUAAGCUUAGUGGAGCUAGAAGGUUGCGUGAUGCCAUUAUUCUUGGGUAUCAACUACAAAGGGUCGUUGGGCGAGAUAUCUGCAUUCCAGAUUGGUAUGCAAAUGCUGAAAGUGAACUUGGUCUUGGAAGCGGAUCACCCACUUUCCAAAUGAGCGAGAAAAGUUCCUUGAUGAACUCAUUCACAGAAGACUUCGAGAUUCUUCAUGGAGAUACUCAAGGUCUUCCAGACACAUUAACUUUUUUGAAGAGCUUAGCAGAAUUAGACGCUGUUUAUGAUUUGGGGAAAAAUGCUGAGAAGCGCCAGAUGCGGGAGCGUAAGGCUGCUGCUGGACUUUUUAAUUGGGAGGAAGAAAUUUUUGUGACCAGAGCACCUGGGCGUUUAGAUGUAAUGGGAGGGAUUGCUGACUAUUCGGGGAGCCUUGUAUUACAGAUGCCAAUUAGAGAAGCCUGUCAUGUUGCUAUCCAAAGGGUUCAUCCAAGUAAACAUAGACUUUGGAAACAUGCACAGGCCCGACAGCAAGCUGAAGGACAUUGUUUAACACCCGUCUUGCAAAUUGUGUCAUAUGGUUCAGAAUUGAGCAAUCGUGGCCCAACCUUUGACAUGGAUCUAUCUGAUUUUAUGGAUGGAGGAAAGCCAAUAUCAUAUGAGAAGGCAAAUAAAUUCUUUGCUAAGGAUCCUUCCCAAAAGUGGGCAGCAUAUGUUGCGGGUGCUAUUCUGGUUUUAAUGACAGAAUUAGAUGUGCGUUUUGAGGAUAGUUUAAGUAUUCUGCCAUUUCGAAGAUUCAAAUUUGGUGCACAGGUAUCUUCUACUGUCCCUGAAGGUAAAGGAGUAUCUUCUUCUGCUUCUAUUGAGGUCGCUACCAUGUCUGCCAUAGCUGCUUCUCAUGGAUUAACUAUUAAUCCAAGAGAUCUUGCAUUGCUUUGCCAAAAGGUGGAGAAUCAUAUUGUUGGAGCUCCGUGUGGUGUUAUGGACCAGAUGACUUCAGCUUGUGGCGAAGCCAAUAAACUUCUUGCAAUGGUGUGCCAGCCUGCUGAGGUAAUUGGGCUUGUUGAAAUUCCUGGCCACAUACGAUUUUGGGGAAUUGAUUCCGGAAUAAGACACAGCGUUGGAGGUGCUGACUAUGGAUCCGUCAGGAUAGGCACCUUUAUGGGUCAAAAAAUAAUUAAGUCCAUAGCAUCUUCUAUCCUAUCUCGAUCACUGCCUGAUGCAAAUGGAUUCAGCCUCGAUGAGUUGGGUGAUGAUGGUAUUGAACUACUAAAAUCUGAAACAUCAUUAGAUUACUUAUGCAACCUGUCACCUCACAGAUAUGAGGCCGUUUAUGUUAAGAUGCUGCCCGAGUUCAUGCUUGGUGAGACAUUUGAGGAAAAAUAUGUUAACCACAAUGAUCCAGUCACAGUAAUUGAUCCAAAGCGUAAUUAUGGAGUUAUAGCACCUACUAGACAUCCUAUAUAUGAAAAUUUCCGGGUCAAGGCAUUCAAAGCAUUGUUAACAUCAACAACGUCACACGAGCAACUUACAGCUCUUGGAGAAUUAUUGUAUCAGUGCCAUUAUAGCUACAGUGCUUGUGGACUUGGCUCGGAUGGAACGGAUAGGCUUGUACAAUUGGUACAAGAAUUGCAACAUAGUAAAGUCUCUAAAUCUGAUGAGGGGACAUUGUUUGGAGCCAAGAUAACAGGCGGAGGCUCAGGGGGAACAGUUUGUGUGAUUGGAAGGAACUGCUUACAGAGCAGCCAACAAAUUCUUGAGGUUCAGCAGAGAUACAAAGAUGCCACGGGCUAUUUGCCCUUUAUUUUUGAGGGUUCAUCACCAGGCGCUGGGAAGUUUGGGUAUCUUAGAUUACGCCGUCGCAGCUCUGCCAAGCAAAAUUAAUUGAGAUUUCAAAGGAACACUAUUAUUUUAUUUUCUAUUUAUAACUUAUAUUAAACUUUUUCCAAUAAGUUGCAUCGAUUAAUAAAAAUGACGUCUGUUUCUAUUUAUAAA
Messenger RNA from Humulus lupulus (European hop), 3227 nucleotides. RefSeq names its product L-arabinokinase-like. The transcript is spliced from 29 exons. Gene Ontology annotation, molecular function: ATP binding. Lineage: Eukaryota; Viridiplantae; Streptophyta; Magnoliopsida; Rosales; Cannabaceae. Bases 105 to 3116 code for a protein of 1003 amino acids. The record is from RefSeq and is a predicted model, not a curated record.